Molecule: messenger RNA, 2675 nt
Organism: Durio zibethinus
Lineage: Eukaryota; Viridiplantae; Streptophyta; Magnoliopsida; Malvales; Malvaceae
Product: ubiquitin-like-specific protease 1D
Biological process (GO): proteolysis
Molecular function (GO): cysteine-type peptidase activity
Source: RefSeq, a predicted model, not a curated record
GAUAAAUAAGAAAUAAUAAAAAAAAAAAAGCUGCAAGCAGAAUAGGGUGGUAUUUGUGAGUAUCAGAAGAAAAUUAAAAAAAAAAAAAUAGAAAAGGCUUAAAAGUGAGAGAAAAAUCUGGCGUUCAUGUUAGGUUGGUUUGCAUGGAAGCAGAAGAGAAAAACAGGAAGAGGAAACUAGAACUUGAUUGGAACAAGUUACUCUCAAGCCAAGCAGGGGAUGAAGGCCCACCGCCGCACUUAGUGGUUAUCAAUACUGAGCCACAACCACCGCCGAUGAAAUCCGACGAAAUGGGCCACGGCGGCGACGAUCAAAGCAAAGAGGAAUUUUGGGAAAACUGGUCUGAUCACAAGCUGGAAGAGAGGAUUCAACGGCAGCAGCGGAAUCUGGAACGCCUUGGCUCUAAAUUGCCGGAUAAAGGCAAGAAGAUUAGGGAUCAACUUGAGCUCCUUGAGGAGGAGAGAAGACGGAGAACGCUUUCGCGAGCGAAAAUGGAUGCUGAUGGAUGUGAGAACCCUGCACAAUCUCCAAGCUCAGAUAUUGUUGAUUCUACUAACGUCUUUGGACAACAGAGUAAAUCAAAGCAAGCUUUCUCACAGUCUACAUUCAGUGAUAGCUUUUGCAAAAAGAUGGAAGAAAAUACAGAUUGUAGGAUAGUCAACAUAUCUGACAAAGAUUUAAAAAUUUUGAAUCGUUGUGAACGCCGGAACGCCAGAUGCAAUGGGGAGUUUUCACAGAGGGAAAGGCAGAAAGUUCGGGUAUCACCAAGACGGAUGAAUUCACAACUCCAUAGGAAGCCUUCUUUUGGUGAUCAAAAGGGUAGGACAGCUUCAGUGCAUUCUCUUCAUGACACGGAUGAUGACUUGCCAAGCAUUGCAAAGAAGAAUGCUUUUCAAGUGCGAUCAAAUGAUUCAAGGGUUAGGAGGGGCCAGACCGUUGUUCUUGUAGAUGAGGAAGAACCACAGCUAGUAAAGACAACAGAGCUUGAAGUUAAACUUCCAAAUUUCAAAAAGGAUGCUAGGAUCUAUUACCCAUCAAGGGAUGAUCCAGAAUCUGUUGAAAUUUGUUUUGGGGAUAUUGACAGCCUUGCUCCUGAAACCUUCUUGACAUCACAAAUUAUGAACUUUUACAUCCGAUAUUUACAGCAGCAGGCAUCCCCAACAAAUAGGGCAAUAUGUGACUAUCAUUUUUUUAACACGUAUUUUUACCAGAAGCUGAAAGAUGCUGUAUCAUACAAGGGAAGUGACAAAGAUUUAUUCAUCAAGUUCAGAAGUUGGUGGAAAGGUGUCAAUAUUUUCCAGAAAGCAUAUGUACUUAUUCCAAUUAAUGAAGAUUACCAUUGGAGUUUGAUCAUCAUUUGUAUACCUGACAAAGAAGAUGAAUCAGGACUGAUUAUCCUUCAUUUGGAUUCAUUGGGACUUCAUUCUAGCAGAUCAGUUUUUAAGAACAUUAAAAGCUACAUGAGGGAAGAACGGAACUAUUUGAAUCAACAGGUUGCUCCUUCAGAUCUUCCAAUUGCAGACAAAAUAUGGGAAAAUCUCCCACGUAGGAUUGAUGAGAGAACAAUAGAUGUUCCCCAGCAAAAGAAUGAUUAUGAUUGUGGUCUAUUUGUUCUUUUCUUCAUGGAGCGCUUCAUUGAAGAGGCCCCUGAAAGACUGAAAAAGAAAGAUUUAGCAAUGUUUGGCAAGCAGUGGUUCAGACCUGAAGAAGCCUCUGGCUUGAGAGUGAAAAUACGGAAUUUACUUAUAGAACAAUUUCGAAGUGCAAGUGAGGAUAUUGGUGCUCCACAAUCUUCUCCUUUAUCUUGACUCUGUUAAAGGUGGUGCUCCAGCAUGAAUCUGGUGCCAAAAAUGACACACCAGUGGAUUGAGUGCCAUCUGUGUAUAGCUUGCAUAGUUAUGGUCCUCACUUCAAAUGUAACAAUUGCAAAGCAGAUACUGUAAAAAUUUUGAAAUUGUUUUUGUAUAGUUUGAAGGAAAAAUUAAAAAAAAAAAAAAAGGAAGAAAUCUCCCAAUGAUGCCAUUGUCAUUAUGAAAGAUUAAAAGAGUGAAAGUGAAGGCUAGGAUCCAACCUGACAAGUUUUCAAUACACAGGAGGAAAAAGUCUCAAGGCUGGUGGUGGUUUUAAGGCUUUCUAUCAGCAUUUGUAUUAGAGCUCUUUUCCAACUCACUUUUGUGGGCAGUUGGCAGGCAACUAGGUUUCUGAUAUCAAGGAAUUUUAGUAUACUGUUAUGAAAGCGGUAAGCAAGUGAAAAAGAAUGUAUGGACCAAUCUUAAAUGGAAGUAAUUUUAUGAUUUUAUUUUGAUUAUAGGCAUGUUUGUUUACGAGGAGAAACGGUUUGCCAUGGCUCAUAUUGAACCAACUAAUUGAGCCCCUUUUUUUUUUUUAUUUUUUUGAUUGUUUUUUAUAAACAGAGAUUACUAUUCAAGAGCUGAUUUUUAGUCACCCUUGAUCUCAAGCAAAAAGGUAGGUGAAAGGUGAAAAAUCAUAUACUUAAGGUAACAAAAAGGGGGAGACUCGGUACUUUUUGAGCUCUCUUUCCAUUUAAGCUUUUUUAACACACUUUACUAUUUUAAUCUUCUUUACUUUUUAAUUUUACCUUAAGUAUUAUAUUGACUCGAGCGUUGAAACGUGUCUUGGAGUAACGACUUUACGUGUCUUGGAGUAACGACUUU